GAAUCAAGCAAGCGUGGUACGACGAAUCAGAGAGAAAAAAUCAAACGUAAAGUCGCUGAGCACCGUCACAAGUCAAAGAAGGAAGCGAAGAAAAACGUUCAAUGGAAGUCCCGAAAGCAGAAAGACCCAGGAAUUCCUAAUUCCAUGCCUGCUAGCAUGAGGGCGCAGGUUUUAGCGGAGGUAGCGGAGCAGCGACGGAUUGUAGGCGAUCUCUUGCCCAGCAUUGGGCCACGGAGUGAACUCACUUGA
This is a messenger RNA of Dacryopinax primogenitus, 249 nucleotides long. RefSeq lists its product as uncharacterized. The transcript is spliced from 2 exons. Lineage: Eukaryota; Fungi; Basidiomycota; Dacrymycetes; Dacrymycetales; Dacrymycetaceae. The annotation marks the transcript as partial. The record is from RefSeq and is a predicted model, not a curated record.